Gossypium raimondii (Peruvian cotton) is the source of this 2362-nucleotide messenger RNA. RefSeq lists its product as uncharacterized. The coding region runs from base 122 to 1852 and encodes 576 amino acids. The record is from RefSeq and is a predicted model, not a curated record. The transcript is spliced from 3 exons. NCBI's taxonomy places the organism in Eukaryota, Viridiplantae, Streptophyta, Magnoliopsida, Malvales, Malvaceae. Gene Ontology annotation, biological process: regulation of DNA-templated transcription. Gene Ontology annotation, molecular function: DNA binding.
UACAAGUCUGAUUUUGUUAAUAUUUGUUUAUUUAAAUAUAGAAAGCUUAAAAUUUUUCCCAGAUAACCAAAAUUAGUACUAUUUUAUCGCUCCUUACCGUACCAUCGUAUUUUCCUCAAAUAUGCAAAACAAAGAGCAAAAUUUCUCAGCUGCCGCUAACGGCGGCGCCACCGCGUCUGAAGGCCAUCAAGUUGUCACAAUGGCAGCAAAUAUUGAAAACCAAAACGAUAUUUCAAAUCCCUUAAUUGCUUCGAACAUGGGCGCCACCGUUCUUGAAGGAGGUGAAAUCGUCACAACAACGGAGAAUGAGGAUUAUAACAACAUACUAAUUUACUCAGCUGCUACGGAUGGUGGUGCCAUCGCUUAUGAAGACAGCGAAUUCGCGACAAUGAUGGAAGAUGUUUUUAAUCAAAACAGCACGCUAAGUUGCUUUGCUGCUGCGGAUGGCGGCGCCACCGCUUAUGAAGUUGGUCAAUUCUUCACGCAGGAGGAAGAUAUUUAUAACCUAAAUAGCGUUCUAAAUUCUACAGUUGCUUCGAACAUCGACGUCACAGCUUUUGAAGGUGGUCAGUUCUUCACGCAGGAGGAAAAUAUUUAUGAUCAAAUCAAUGUUCUAAGUUCCACGGUUGCUUCGAACAUCGAGACCACCGCUUUUGAAGGAGGUGAAACCGUCACAACAGCGGAGAAUGCCAAUAACCGAAACAACAUGCUGAAUUCCUCAACUGCUUCUCACGGCGGCCGAACCGUUGCUGAAGUUAAAGACUAUAUCCAAUCGUUUCCUCCUGGAGUCCGAUUCGUCCCUACCGACGAGGAAUUGAUUCAGUAUUACUUGUUGAAGAAGGUUAACAAUGAACUUUUACCUUCUAACCUUAUUUGGGAGGUUGAUCUCUAUGGAACAGAACCUGCCAAACUCACUGAGUCCUACGAACCAAAUGGAGAAAGCGAAUGGUAUUUCUUCACGUCGAGGAGAAAAAAAUACCCAAACGGAGGAAGGCCAGAUCGUUCGACAGAGAAUGGCUUUUGGAAGCCGACCGGAAUGGAUAAAAGCAUCCCUGAAGGCGGUCUGAAACCUAUAGGCUCCAAAAAGACACUUGAAUUUCACACCGGCCGACAUCCUUCUGGUCACAAAACUGAAUGGAAAAUGCAUGAAUACAAAGUUGAUCCUAGCCUGAUUAAACCCCAAAACAAACCCCAGGAUGGCAUGACGCUUGAUACAUGUGUUCUAUGCAAGGUGUACAAGACCCAAAGGAAGGGUCAAAACGAAAACUACAUUGCAAGUUGUGAUCAAAAUACCAACACUAGUUCUUCCUCGCAAAUUUUUGAUGCCGGAGCAUCCUCGGAGGCAACAAACGUUUCAUAUCCGAUGACGGGUUUUGCUGGACAACCUGAUAGCGAACUGUAUCCAUUGACCACUUCCCCGAUGCCCAAUUACGAGUAUUACUCGAAUACAUGGUUUCAACCUACCGUCGAUGGGGCACUAAACAAUGAAGCUUUUGUACCAGCAGCCAAUAGAAAUAAUACCGUGUUUAGAAAUCGUAACUCGGACACGACUUGGCCGCCAUAUCAUCCUUAUUAUUCGAAUGGUUUGUUGUUACAUCGAGGUGUUAAUAACGCAGCAUCAACAUCAACAGUGGCUGGAAAUUACAUCGAUAAUAAUGUUCGUGCCCUUCAAGUUCGGCCUCCAAAUGCAGCAAUGACUCAGCUAACUGUUAAUAAUGGCGGACCGAACAGUGAAGAUCAUUCAAUGGCAGCAAGUAGGAGUAACACCAUGUCUAGAGGUAGGGGUGAAGCUCAAAGAGGUUCUCGAAGGGGUGGAAAUCGAGGAAAAAUCAUUAUGUUACCUCGAGGAUGAGUUAUAAUGCUUAAUAUUGUCGGUGUCGUGCUUUUCGUUUCAUACGAUUUGUCAAUGCGCGAUGCGUAACAUUCUCAGCCGAUUCCUAUAUGAGCCUUAGUCUCUUCUCUUGCAAAUGCUACUCCGGAUCAACAAAGAACGAUAUGCGUCCUUCUGUUUUACUUCUUUAUUCCGAUUAACCGAAAAGGUUACAUCAGGCCAAUUUACAGGGGGAGAAUCACUAUCCACUUGUCGAAGCUCUAAGACCCAAUGUUGCAGGUUGCUUCUCAACAGUAACAAGCCGAUGGUGCGGCUGAUCAACCGACCUCGUCUCUGGAGUUCCAAAUGCAUGCUACAUAGUUUACCGAUUCGUCUCCUUAAACACCAUCGUAGUGUCCUCUUUACUGAGUCCGAAUAAGCCACAUCAUUAGUCAGAUACGAGCCAAUUCCAAUUCUGUACCUUUUUUGAGUGUUUCGGAAUUUCGAUACCACCAUUUGCAUGAUUAUUUUUCACAGAUUCAUUAAGCUCAA